Molecule: messenger RNA, 2403 nt
Organism: Spizellomyces punctatus DAOM BR117
Lineage: Eukaryota; Fungi; Chytridiomycota; Chytridiomycetes; Spizellomycetales; Spizellomycetaceae
Exons: 12
Coding region: 1-2262 (753 amino acids)
Biological process (GO): nuclear DNA replication
Cellular component (GO): nucleus
Source: RefSeq, a predicted model, not a curated record
AUGAGCCAAUCUUCGUCCUGUAUGAAAGUCAUCUCCGCAAAAUCUCCUAUGGACGAGCCUGCUGAAACCAAAAAGCGUCCUCUGGAUUUAGCCGCUCUUAGGCAAAAACAACUUCAAAAACGGCGAAAGGCCGCUUCAGAGAGUCAAUCUACUGCACGCAAUUCUGACCAGAAACCUCAACAGCGCUCAUCUCUGAGUGGUCGUCUGUCAUCUGGGCCGUUUCUUGCACCAUGUCCCCUUUUUCCUAAAAUUGGUCGACCCCCACGACCACAACCGGUCGAUGUAGAACAAAUUCAACCUCCUUGCAAUCUUCUACCGGCUUCUGCUUUGACCUCAACCACGAAGGCAAACGCUAGUUUAAAUCCUUUCGCUGCCUCAAUCGAAGAAGAAGGGGAAUUAAGAGUAAAGAAGAAGAAUCCUUUUAGCGUGAUCGAUAACAUCUGCGAAUCGCGUAUUUUGUUGCCAAACGAUGAAGACUCCGCGAGCAUAGCCGGAGAUGGCUUUGAGCUCCUGGACGGAGGUAUGGGUGAGCAUGUGAGCCAAGCUCUCCAGACUCAGCUCGGAAAAGUCUCCAAACUUGCACCGUCGCUUUCCCGUUCUUUCUCCUGUCCAGCAGGACUCGCAACACCACAUAUCUCGCUUUCGAAAAAGUCUCGGGGAUCGCUGACUGAUUUUCUGGAAGCAUCCAGUCAUUAUAAGGACGAUAGUGACGCUAGCGUGACAUCCGAAGACGAGGAGGCAGCAUCGCAUGGCUAUAUGUCUGAUGUAGAACAGGAUUGCGAGUUGCAGGGGUUAUGUAAGGAGACAGAGCUCACACCAGCAUCUUGUGCCACCGAUGAGCACGACGCUCAGCGGGAACUGAGAAUUAAUGGAGACGAUGUGAAACCAAACGACCAGGAGGUCGGUGCUGGAAACAGCACCGGAUUUUUGGACCUCAUUAUUGGGAAACGACUGGAAAGGGGAGGAAUUACCGAACAAGAAAUCUUGGCUAUUGCGGAGUUGACUAAAGUGCGAAAAACUGACAAGAAGACGUCUCCGGCGCCCGAACCUCCGAAAUGUUCCAGCGAUAUCAGGGGCACAGAGAGUGUGGAACGUGUCGCAAAUUCCAAUGAGUUACCGAUGGAUUGGACCAUUAAAACUGGCAUGACGAUAUUGUCCCGAAAACCCUUUGCAUGCGCUUCCGAAGGAACUUCUGACGAACAAUCCGGUUACUUGCUACAUUUCGUCCAACAUCGUGCUGAAGACCCAAAAGACUUGCCAAAAAAUCAAACCUUUGGUUGCUCAAUAUACCCUUACCUCUAUCAUUGGACUUAUCCGCCGGAUAAACUUGCGCCGUCAAAUGUUGCCUUAAUGGCAAAGGUACUUGCCAAGGAAGAAGAUGAAGCUGGAAUGAAAGACUACGAACGGCUUGAGUUAGCUCAUUUUAGAAGAUGUGAAGAAGCAUGGAAAGAGGCCUUCCAGUCUGUUUAUGCAAUGACACGAAACGGUCACGCCGAGUAUUUUUUUUACAUCAACUCGCAGUUCUCCGUUGUGCUGUUUUCGGGCGACAAAGAUUCAAGUAAGGAAUGCGAUGCAUUCAUGUCGACGUCGACAGCCGGUAUACGCAAAUGUCUAGACGCUGAAGGCAUCCAAUACCACCUGGUAUUUGGUGAUCGAGGACGGGUAUUCCGUCGACAAGAUCGGUCUGAAGUUGACGGAGCACCGCUUUUCAGCAAAAAACCUGGGAAUGACGACGGCUCCAAAACAUCGGAUGGAGGGGAAUCGAGUGGUCAACUGGACCGCAGCAAAGAGAAGCAUCCACUGCGCUUUAAUGGUUACGCGAAUGUCCACCGCCUGUUUAACUUUCUGCUAAACUGGAAGGAACCACAAACAGAAAGACGUGCGAUGCAGUUACCAACGCUACUGUGCGCAACGCCGUUUAUGAACGCGUCACUAAAGACGGCAAAGAUAUUGAAAAAUGAGAAAGUUCGCUAUAAUGAUGUGGAAGAUCCCGUUGGCGGGAAGAUGAUUGAGACGAUGCACAAGCUUCAAAUCUCUGGUUUUAUUUUACCGACCAGUGCAUACGACAUGCUGACGCUGUUAAGAGCGCAGCAGGUGAUCAAAGAUCCGAGUGGUGGUCUCCUGAUGGUGACCGUCAAGACUGAAGAGCGAACAGUCGGGUUGAACGCUGGGCUCGCCGACAAGGCGGAGACCGGGAAGACUCGACAAGUGGCCACUGUUAAUACGAUUGCAUGCAGAGGGAACGUUUUGCGAUGGAAGUAACCUGAUAAUGAAUGUCUCAAAGAGGGAUAACAUUUCGAGACAAUGUAUAUAUGAAAGGGAUGGUAUAGACGUUAUAGACGUUCAUGCAAGUAUUAUGUAUUUAAAAAAUUGUAUCCUACACAUUUGGAAACUCAACCGAAG